UCCAAGCAUGAGCCGUUCUUAUGGCAAGUAUCUCUCCCUGGUCUCUUCCUUGCCCUCACUUUGUCUUCAUUUCCUUCCAGCUCCUCCUUCAACCAACCCCACUCCUCCCCCAGAAGAUUAUCACACCUGAAGUGCUGAUUAUACGUCAUUUAUAUUGAAUCACCUCCGGACAGAAGUCUCUUCCUCGAAGAAAACGGCCGCACAUAUCACGGAUAUCGGAGAGGAGUCUAUAUGUUACCGUGUGAUGAGGAGGAGCAGGACCGUCUCGAUCUGUUCCAUAAGCUAUUCACAGGCAGGUGUGGGAGGGGAGGCUUCAGGAACAGACUGACGGCUCUGUGGGCAAAUUCUAGCUCUCCUGUGGACGCAACUUGCAAUAACCGGAAACCUCCAGAAGAUGCAAAUAAGUCUCAUAGUGGGCCUUGCUCCAGGUACCCAGAGCUCUGUCGUCCUAGGCGCAUGUUAGUAAAAUGCCAAGAAAAGUACCCAGCUGGAUAUACCCCGUGGGUAUACCCAGCAGGGUACUCGCGAGUCCUUGGAGAGAUACGUCAUUAUACGGUACUGGGUUGCGUCAUUUUGUUUCAAACGGCAAUAAUGCUGUUGAAUAUCACGUGAUGUCACAUUAGCAGGGAUCGGGAACAGAGAUAUAUAUAUAUGAGGCAUCCCGCCCCUGUAAGGAUAGAAGUAGUAACCAAAUC
This is a messenger RNA of Aspergillus welwitschiae, 695 nucleotides long. RefSeq lists its product as uncharacterized. Bases 232 to 612 code for a protein of 126 amino acids. The transcript is spliced from 2 exons. The record is from RefSeq and is a predicted model, not a curated record. Lineage: Eukaryota; Fungi; Ascomycota; Eurotiomycetes; Eurotiales; Aspergillaceae.